CCAGUGACAGAGCAGCACCGUCACUGAAGCCUCGGCUUGCAAUGCGGCGAACACAACUGUUGUGUCCAAACACCUGCUGCCCCAGAAUUCGGCAAUUCAUUGUCUGGAAUCAUAGAAGCGAGAACGCCCAGUGACUAUCUGCCGCCUGACAAUCUCUGGCGUUCAACAACCUAACAGCGAGUCAGCUGAUCAUGACGUAACAACGCCAUCCCAUUCGUCCGCUUCGCUAGUCAAAGUCUUCCGCGAUUUUAGCUGGCUGCUUGCCGGUGACGUCAGUCGUGGAGCGGCGGAAGAUGGCGGAUAGCAUUCCAUUGCAACCGGUACAGAAACGAGCGGCCUAUUAUACUGCAGACAGGAGCAAGAGGAGGUAUCAGUUAGAAGAUGAAGCAUCUCCUUUAGAUGAAAUGCCACUUAUGAUGUCGGAAGAAGGUUUUGAAAAUGAUGAAAGUGACUACCAAACCCUGCCGAGAGCCAGAAUUACUCGGAGAAAAAAAGGGUUAGAAUGGUUUCUCUGUGGAGGGUGGAAGUUUCUCUGCACCAGCUGCUGUGAGUGGCUAAUAAAUGUGUGCAGAAGAAAAAAGCAGCUGAAAGCUCGCACUGUAUGGCUCGGAUGUCCAGAGAAAUGUGAAGAAAAAUACCCUAGGAAUGCAAUAAAAAAUCAGAAGUACAACAUCUUUACAUUCAUACCUGGGGUUUUGUUUCAACAAUUCAAAUUCUUCUUAAAUUUGUAUUUUCUGGUGGUUGCUUGUUCCCAGUUUGUACCAGAAUUAAAAAUAGGCUACUUGUACACCUAUUGGGCCCCUUUGGGGUUUGUUUUGGCUGUCACAAUGGUGAGGGAAGCAGUCGAUGAAUAUCGAAGAUUCAAGAGAGACAAAGAAAUGAACUCCCAAUUAUAUAGCAAGCUUACAAUUCGAGGUAAAGUGCAAGUGAAAAGUUCAGAUAUACAAGUUGGUGACCUUAUUAUAGUGGAAAAGAAUCAACGAAUCCCAGCUGACAUGGUCUUUCUGAGAACCUCAGAGAAAACUGGUUCAUGCUUUAUUCGGACUGACCAGUUAGAUGGUGAAACAGAUUGGAAACUCAAGAUUGCUGUGAGCUGUACCCAGAGAUUGCCAGCAUUGGGGGAUCUCUUUUCAAUCAAUGCUUAUGUUUAUGCUCAAAAGCCACAACUUGAUAUUCACAGUUUUGAAGGUAACUUUACACGGGAGGAUACUGAUCCCUCUAUACAUGAAAGUCUUAGUAUUGACAAUACUCUGUGGGCCAGCACUGUGGUUGCAUCAGGUACAGUCAUUGGUGUGGUCAUUUAUACUGGAAAGGAGACCAGAAGUGUGAUGAAUACUUCAAAUCCUAAAAACAAGGUGGGUAUGCUGGACCUUGAGCUGAAUCAGCUGACCAAAGCUCUCUUCCUGGCCCUUGUUGCACUUUCAGUGGUGAUGGUAACCUUGCAAGGAUUUGUUGGGCCUUGGUAUCGUUACUUGUUUCGGUUCCUCCUGCUUUUUUCCUACAUCAUUCCAAUAAGCUUGCGUGUGAACCUCGAUAUGGGUAAAGCUGCUUAUGGAUGGAUGAUCAUGAGAGAUGACAACAUUCCAGGAACUGUAGUUAGAACUAGCACAAUUCCUGAAGAACUUGGACGUUUAGUUUAUUUACUCACAGAUAAAACAGGAACUCUGACCCAAAAUGAAAUGGUCUUUAAACGCCUUCACCUUGGUACCGUGUCCUAUGGCACAGAUACAAUGGAUGAAAUCCAGAAUCAUAUCACAAGUUCCUACUCACUGGUGCAGUCAUCCCAAAGCUGUAACAACAAUACCAGUGCAACACCUUCUAGAAAAGGCCAGUCUUCAGCACCUAAAGUACGCAAGACCGUAAUCAGCAGAGUCCAUGAGGCCGUAAAGGCAAUAGCUUUGUGCCAUAAUGUAACCCCGGUGUAUGAAUCACGUGUUGGAGUAAAUGGGGAAACAGAGUAUUCUGAAGCAGAUCAGGAUUUCUGUGAUGAAAAUCGAACUUACCAAGCAUCCAGUCCUGAUGAGGUAGCUCUGGUACAAUGGACAGAGAGUGUUGGUCUGACCCUAGUCAAUAGAGAUUUGACCUCAAUGCAACUUAAGACCCCUGGAGGACAGAUAUUAACAUUCUUCAUUCUGCAAAUCUUUCCAUUCACAUCAGAAAGUAAAAGAAUGGGGAUCAUAGUGAGAGAAGAAUCUUCAGGAGAUAUAACAUUCUAUAUGAAAGGGGCUGAUGUUGCCAUGGCUACCAUAGUACAGUAUAAUGACUGGCUGGAUGAGGAGUGUGGAAACAUGGCAAGAGAAGGACUCCGGACCUUGGUUGUUGCAAAAAAAUCAUUAUCAGAAGAACAGUAUCAAGAUUUUGAGAAUCGAUACAACCAGGCAAAGCUAAGCAUGCAUGACAGAACGUUAAAAGUGGCGGCAGUGGUGGAGAGCCUGGAGAGAGAGAUGGAAUUGCUUUGCUUAACUGGUGUUGAGGACCAACUGCAAACAGAUGUACGGCCAACACUGGAAAUGCUUAGAAAUGCUGGAAUAAAGAUUUGGAUGCUAACCGGAGAUAAACUAGAGACUGCAACAUGUAUAGCAAAAAGUUCCCACCUAGUAUCAAGAAAUCAAGAUGUUCAUAUAUUCAGACCAGUGAGUAAUCGAAGUGAGGCUCACUUGGAACUGAAUGCUUUCAGGAGAAAACAUGACUGUACCUUGGUAAUAGCUGGUGAUUCCCUAGAGGUGUGUUUGAAGUACUAUGAACAUGAAUUUGUUGAACUUGCCUGCCAGUGCCCUGCUGUCGUGUGCUGCAGAUGUUCCCCAACACAGAAAGCUCAUAUUGUGAAGCUUCUACAGCAGCAUACAGGAAGGCGCACGUGUGCUAUAGGUGAUGGAGGUAAUGAUGUCAGCAUGAUUCAAGCAGCUGACUGCGGCGUUGGCAUUGAGGGAAAGGAAGGGAAGCAAGCCUCCCUCGCGGCUGAUUUCUCUAUUACCCAGUUCAAACACAUUGGCAGAUUACUAAUGGUUCACGGUCGGAACAGUUACAAGAGGUCAGCGGCGCUGGGUCAGUUUGUCAUCCACAGAGGCCUUGUCAUUUCAACUAUGCAGGCUGUUUUCUCUUCAGUCUUCUAUUUCGCAUCUGUUCCUUUGUACCAGGGAUUCCUAAUGGUAGGGUAUGCGACCAUCUUCACAAUGUUUCCAGUGUUCUCUUUGGUGUUGGACCAAGAUGUCAAGCCAGAGACUGCAUUACUAUAUCCAGAGCUAUAUAAAGAUCUCACAAAGGGAAGAUCCUUGUCUUUUAAAACCUUCCUCGUCUGGGUUUUGAUCAGCAUUUACCAAGGCGGUAUCUUAAUGUUUGGAGCAUUGGUGCUGUUUGAGUCGGAGUUUGUUCAUGUGGUGGCCAUUUCUUUUACUGCCUUGAUUCUGACAGAACUGUUGAUGGUGGCUCUGACCAUUAGGACAUGGCAUUGGCUUAUGGUGGUCGCUGAACUGUUCAGCCUUGCCAGCUAUGUGGCUUCUCUGGCUUUCCUUAAUGAAUAUUUUGGUCUUGGUAGAGUGUCAUUGGGAGCUUUCUUAGAUGCUGCCUUUAUUACAACUCUAACUUUCCUGUGGAAAGUGUCGGCAAUCACUGUAGUGAGUUGUCUUCCACUCUACAUCCUCAAGUACUUGAAGCGCAAAUUCUCUCCUCCCAGUUACUCCAAACUCACCUCCUAGAAGUCCCGCAAGCUCUGGAUCUGCCCAAAAUGCCCCUCCAGCGGGGCAAUAGAGUCACAGUGAUGCUUCUAAAAGGGAACAUCCACAAUGAGGAACUUGAGCACAACCGAGAGGCAAUCGCUAUGUGAUAAACAGGAGACUUUAUAACUGAUACUAGUCAGUAAGAACAGAAGCAAAAUGGCUGCCACAUUGUCCCUUGUUGUUGAUUUUAACCAACGCCUAAACUCAGCAUGGACCACUCGCAUUAACCAUAACCUGCUUCCUCUACUCAAACUCCAUUCCUUGCUAAUGUACCUAAAAUGCCAACUAUUUUAUGAGCAACUGAUUUUUUCAUAUGCUGCUAAAUUCCAUAACAUCAGCCAGUUAUAAAUAUGCACUAGAUUUAAUAAGUAUCAUUGUUUAUAUAGCAGAGCAGGAGCUACUGUCGUCUUCUUUUUACUUUCCCAUGCACAAAAUGCCUAACAACAGACUGAAAUAUCCCAGGCGAUGGCAACUGCUCCCCAAUUCCAAAGCUGGAUAGAAUAACGCUGCGCUUGUACAGGUGCUGGAACAUUAAGGGGGUUAUUUAUCAAAAUCUGAAUUCAUCUCCUUUUUUUCUGAAAUAUAGUCCGACCAAAUCCACACGGGUUACCUUAUUUAUCAAUACAUUAUCCUGUGCGGGGAAAAAAACGUAUGAAAAAUCAAAUCAAUUUGUUAGAAUUAUGAAAUCUUCGGAUUUUUGCAGCAAACCCAGCACAGAUAAGGAUAUCUUCAGGACUUCUUCCAUUGCCUUAUAUAAAACCUUGGUGGGUCUGAGAGGCCGGAUUUUCAGAUUCAGACUUUUUCCAUCCUCGGGGUAUAAAAAAAUCCAAGCCACUAAAAAUUCUGAUUUUAUAGUGAGAAAAAUGUGAAUUUUUUGAGUUGUGUGCAUUCAGGCUUUAAUAAAUAACCCCCUUAGCUUUCAGUGUAAGUGCACAGACAAAUGUAUACAUUCCCUACAAAUCAAACACUGGAUUUUAUUGGUCCCUGGGGCUCAUUUAUCAACACUGGGUAAAUUUGCCCAUGGGCAGUUACCUAUAGCAACCAAUCAGUGAUUGACUUUUUGAAGCCAGCGGCAAGUAGAAAAAUGACUGCAGCCAUUUGAUUAGGGUUACUGCCCACGGGCAAAUUUGCCCAGUGUUGAUAAAUGACCCCAUUGUCUUCAGUUGCCUUGUUCAAUACAUAUUUUGGUUACUCAGGUAAAUGAUAACGUGUUGAUGGGAGAUGAAUCCUUUAUCUUCCAUUGUGCAACGACUACUCUUACAAGGUAUAGACUACACUUCUUUCUAUAGGAGACUGACAGCAGGGUAUAAUAACCACAGAAAACCAUGGCACUUCCAUGCGCUGGGGGAUCUCAGAAGUGAUGAACAGAACAUAUUUCAUUAAGUACGGCUUAUGUGUGUAUAAAUAUAUAAACCGGUAUGGGAUCUGUUAUCUGGAACGCUUAGGGGGUCUUUAUAUCUACACAAUUAGGAUUGAUUUGCCACCAAUGGGGAUUCCUGCAGCUUCGUUAAUAUUAAACACAAGCUCUAUGGGCAAUGACAUUCCAGUAUUUAGCAGCUUUAUAAAUAAUUAGCUUCCAGAUAACAGAGCCCAUACCUGUGUGUGUAUAUAAAUAUAAAUAUAUAUAUAGGGACACACUAUACAAGGUUGCCUAUUUAGCACUGUAGCCAGGGCAGUGCUCUAUUCUUUGCCAGCAUCUAUUUAACUACUUGACUUGAGAGAAAACAUUUUGGUUCAACCUGUGUGAUGGGAUUUUAAUCACUUUUAUGUAAAUAUGCAGAUUUGAGCAUUUUUUUGCUUCUCGGUUUGGGACGUACUUCCAUUUGUUUUUGUUCAAUAGGCUUUUAUUUAAGAUAAUGUAUAUCUUUGUUACAAAAAGCAAUAAAGUCUAAUUUCUACCA
Molecule: messenger RNA, 5617 nt
Organism: Xenopus laevis (African clawed frog)
Lineage: Eukaryota; Metazoa; Chordata; Amphibia; Anura; Pipidae
Gene: atp9b.L
Product: ATPase, class II, type 9B L homeolog
Exons: 30
Coding region: 294-3695 (1133 amino acids)
Biological process (GO): phospholipid translocation; retrograde vesicle-mediated transport, Golgi to endoplasmic reticulum; phospholipid transport
Cellular component (GO): endomembrane system; plasma membrane; endosome
Molecular function (GO): ATPase-coupled intramembrane lipid carrier activity; magnesium ion binding; nucleotide binding
Source: RefSeq, a predicted model, not a curated record